This is a messenger RNA of Suillus paluster, 2280 nucleotides long. RefSeq lists its product as uncharacterized. Bases 1 to 2280 code for a protein of 759 amino acids. The record is from RefSeq and is a predicted model, not a curated record. Lineage: Eukaryota; Fungi; Basidiomycota; Agaricomycetes; Boletales; Suillaceae. The transcript is spliced from 8 exons.
AUGCCCACAGCUCCGUGGACUACCAAAGCGCAAUCUACUUGGCUCCAAGAACAACUGCCGGCGUACAUCCAGCAAAGCACUGGGAACAAAGACUACUUCUGGCCCGGCAUUCACAAACAUUGGUUCAAAAUGUGGCCAGAGCACGAUAUUCUGUUCCCUGACAUCCCUGGUGAUGUGCCGCUCACUGAUGAGCAGACGAAACAAGAAGUUACAGCCGAACAGCAGCGUAAAGUUCAACUGGCAACCUGGUUCCAUUGGCGGGCGGGUUCGUCCAAAAAGAAUUGCGGCUUGAAGAAGGAGCAGACUGUCUUUGAUGCUGCCCUGCGACCGAAGAUGCGUGCAAAGUCUGUCGAAGAGAUCUAUAUGGGCAUGGUCUAUGAUGAGCAGAUCAAGCCCCUCAUCAAGGCCAAGCAGGAAGCGGGCAAUGUAACCACUUCUGGUCACUGCAUCGCAUUGGGUCGAAGGUUCUCCAAGGAGCUUCUAGAAGAUGAGUCGGAUGAGGUUAAAAAGGAGGUUAAAAAGAGGUACGACGAGCAGAUAAAAGGUAGCAAGGGAAAGGGUGACAUACUGGACGACGAAGAUGAUGAAAACGACGAAAGUGAUCCUGAUGCCAUCGCAAAAGGUAUUGACGAACUGCUGAUCAUAUGCCAGCGUUUUGCACGCCUCGUCAAAAAGAAAACUCGAUUCAUUGUGUCCUUCAUGUGCGCUGGACCUGACCCAAGGCAUAAUCAAGACAUUGUUACUUUAUCCUGCCAUCCAUCGGAAACCUCUAGUGGGCGCAAUUUUGCCCACUUGUACCCUGACGAGGACUAUGCCUUCCUCGGUGCAUACCAGCAAUUCGCAGAAUCUAUAUUCUCUGUGAAGGAACAUGACCCCUUGCUGCCAGCUACCACGAAUGUCGGAGAUGGCAACAGGAGUGGGGAACUCGAAGACGAUGGCAGCGGCAAAGAGAAUGAAAGUAGCGAAGAGGAUGGAAGCAGUGAAGAGGAUGAACACAGAGAGGAGAACGAAGAAGGCACUGAUACCAUGAGCUGGGAUGACCCCCUUUAUACAAUUUCCCAGACACCUGAUGCAUCAAUCGCGUCUGAUGCAUCAAUCACACCUGAUGCAUCAACCGCACCUGAUGCAUCAAUGGCAGGCACCGUGGUGCCAGCUGGCUUUGCUGAUGCAUCACUUCAGCUUACGGGUCCUUUCUACUCUCAGUCCCAAUAUACUAAUUGGUCACUGGAUUUCCACAAUGUUAUGAUGCCUCAAGCUAGCGCGCCUCUCAGCUCAAUUCAACAAUUUGAGGCCCAGUUUUUUCAGCCUGGUCUUACCGCUACGGGAUAUCUCGGUAGCAGUACCGCGCAGAACACAUCAUUCAGCUCACCAGCUUCUUCAGGAUUGUCGCUUGCCGACUCCAUGCAUGGGUGGAAUUUCAACAAUGGCAAUUUUAAUUCGACAGGGUGGUGUUACGGGAAAGCCCGGCUUCCCAACAGUGCACUUGAUAGGGUCGAUCCCGUGUGGGAGACAUCUAGUCUCUCUUCUUUGUUGACCUCUCCAACCUCCACUGAGCGCAGUACCACAAGCCCUAGCCUCGACGAGCAACUUCCUCAAUUUGCUUAUCAGCUUCCCACCCUUCCAGCUGCCAACCCCCCUUCUCCAACUGAGACCGCACAACCUGCUGAAGUUCCCAAUUCACAGGCUGGUACCGGACGUGCUACGACCAAGUCCAAGUCCAAGUCAAAACUUCCUACAACCAAGUCUCUCACAGCACAAGCCGACAAGCCUCAUUCUGCCGCCAAAUCUAUCUCAGACACUCCCACUGUUGCAGCCACACCCACUAGAGCGAAAUUCACACCCCUGGUCAAUUCUACUGAGCCUAUCCCUGUGCCAGUGAUCACGCUUGCGAAGGCGGCCAAACCCAAGGCCAAACCGAAACCCAAAUCGAAACCCAAGGCAACUUCUGUCAAUAUUGAGUCCAGCGCAGUAAUGGAGAUGAUGCACGUUGCUGCAGAUGAAGGUAACACAUUGAGUGAUUCAACUACUAUCAAUAAUAUCGCGCAAAAACCUAUUGCGAGUCAGAUUGGAGCAGCACGUGUAUCGAAGCGUGUUCCAAUAAAAUCCAGGCAGAAUGAUAUUGCUGAUGCAAUCAGGUCUGAUGGCCUGACAUUUGUUGGUAUUGGUAGCAAGGAAAAUCCAGGUGUUUUGGAGGAGGUUGGGGGAACAUCAUCGAAGCGCGCGGCUGACUCGACUGCAGAAGGCAUGAUUCCAUCAAAGAAAAGACGAACGAAGGCGUGA